AUGUGCACAAGUAUCAAGACCACAAUGGCUUGCGGCCACACGUUCACAAACUAUGCCACAACAUGUGGCAUGGCCACAAACUCUCGUCCAUGCACUCCCAAUGCCAAAAUUCAACAUCUCAACGACACGUGCGCAGCGUGCGAUCCGGCAGCCCGGAGGCGCCGUGUCCGUCAGGACUACGAGAGCCGGCACGCCGAGCUCAUGGCCGAGUACAUGGCGGCCAAACAGACAGGAGAUGGAGCAGCCAUGGCGCGUGUGGAGCUUCUGGUCAUGGAAAAUUCCAUGACCACAAUGGAGCGGAAUUUCGAGAUCGGCAUGCACUGUCAGGAAGAGGAUGUCAUGUGGUGGGAGAUGAAUUGA
Molecule: messenger RNA, 360 nt
Organism: Fusarium subglutinans
Lineage: Eukaryota; Fungi; Ascomycota; Sordariomycetes; Hypocreales; Nectriaceae
Exons: 1
Coding region: 1-360 (119 amino acids)
Source: RefSeq, a predicted model, not a curated record